Messenger RNA from Diaporthe batatas, 2368 nucleotides. RefSeq lists its product as uncharacterized. The record is from RefSeq and is a predicted model, not a curated record. The transcript is spliced from 4 exons. The coding region runs from base 822 to 2183 and encodes 453 amino acids. Gene Ontology annotation, cellular component: cytosol. Gene Ontology annotation, molecular function: L-glutamate dehydrogenase (NADP+) activity. Lineage: Eukaryota; Fungi; Ascomycota; Sordariomycetes; Diaporthales; Diaporthaceae.
GAUCUGGGAUCCAUAACGUACUCCGUAGCCAGACUGCCAUUAUAGUUUCACCUCGACGGGAGCGUCUGCCGCGUGCCGUGCCUCCUGCUACAGUGCCUAGCUUGGCAAUUAGCUAACAAUGUGUCCCAGGCUAUGCCCCAACCGGUCGACAUGCACAGAGAUAAGCACGCUGUGAUGACGAGGUCAACAGCCGAGAGGAGACCGACGGUCAUUCGGAAGGUCAGACAGACAUGGUAAUUCCGUAUUGGGCAGACCUGCGCAGCUGCGGUGCCUGGAGGAGAUGGAGGAGAGGAGGCAGAGAUAACGAACACAAAUCUUAUUAACAAGUGCGCCCAGUCAACCAGUCGAACACCCCCAAAGGGCCGAAUGGCCAUCUGCGAAGACGGCGCCCCAGUGCGACCCCCACCGGGAGGAGCUGUAACAUGGGACCUCCGAAUGCUUGUUCACCGGGGACGAGGUGAGCUGCGAGAUAGACUAGAUGUCCUAAAUCGCUAGUCCCGCGGAGAGAGAGAGAGCAAGCACCACCCACACGGCCACACGGCCACACGGCCAGGGAAGGAGUGACCGUUUAGAUUCAGCUCAUAGAAUUGCCAUGCUGGGUCGGUGCUGUGAAUGCUCGCUCCCCUCUUGGGUAUAAUAAGACCUCCUGUCUCUUCGCUCCCUCCUGCUCACACCACUCUCCCUCUCGACUCUCGGAUUCUGUCUUGAUAUACCAACUUCAACCACAGCCCAUACAAAAGACCAUCGCCCUUGUGCUUUCCCUUGCCGUGAUACCCUCCCUACCCUCUUUCUCCUACACCCAAAAACCACUACCGCCCAACAUGUCGAACCUCCCCUCCGAGCCCGAGUUCGAGCAGGCCUACAACGAGCUGGCCUCCACCCUGGAGAACAGCACCCUGUUCAAGAAGAACCCCGAGUACCGCACCGCCCUCAAGAUCGCCGCCAUCCCCGAGCGCGUCAUCCAGUUCCGCGUGCAGUGGGAGGAUGACCAGGGCAACGUCCAGGUCAACCGCGGCUACAGGGUCCAGUUCAACUCGGCCCUGGGCCCCUACAAGGGCGGCCUGCGCCUGCACCCCACCGUCAACCUGUCCAUCCUCAAGUUCCUGGGCUUCGAGCAGAUCUUCAAGAAUGCCCUGACGGGAUUGAUGAUGGGUGGUGGCAAGGGUGGUUCUGACUUCGACCCCAAGGGCAAGUCCGACAACGAGAUCCGCCGCUUCUGCGUUGCCUUCAUGCGCGAGCUGCAGAGGCACAUUGGUGCCGACACCGACGUGCCCGCUGGUGACAUCGGCACCGGCGCCCGCGAGAUUGGCUACAUGUUCGGAACCUACCGCAAGGAGAAGAACAAGUUCGAGGGUGUCCUCACCGGCAAGGGCCUCAACUGGGGUGGCAGUCUGAUCCGACCUGAGGCCACUGGCUACGGUCUUGUCUACUACGUCGGUCACAUGCUGGAGUACGCCGGCGCCGGUUCGUGGGCUGGCAAGCGCGUCGCCGUCUCCGGAUCUGGCAACGUCGCCCAGUACGCCGCCCUCAAGUGCAUUGAGCUCGGCGCCACCGUCGUCUCGCUGUCCGACUCCAAGGGCUCGCUCAUUGCUGAGAAGGGUUUCUCCCCCGCCGAGAUCGAGGCCAUCGCCGGCCUGAAGCUCAAGCACAAGGCCCUGACCGACUUCGUCGCCGCCGCCUCCGACGCCAACAAGUUCAAGUACAUCGAGGGUGCUCGCCCCUGGGUCCACGUCGGCAACGUCGACGUCGCCCUGCCUUCGGCGACUCAGAACGAGGUGUCCAAGGAGGAGGCCGAGGCCCUGGUGGCCGCUGGCUGCAAGUUCAUCGCUGAGGGCUCCAACAUGGGCUGCACACAGGACGCCAUCGACAUCUUCGAGGCCGAGAGGCAGUCCAAGGGCGCCGCCAGCAUCUGGUACGCCCCUGGCAAGGCCGCCAACUGCGGUGGUGUCGCCGUCUCUGGUCUGGAGAUGGCCCAGAACAGCCAGAGGCUCACCUGGACCCGCGAGGAGGUCGACCAGAAGCUCGCCGGCAUCAUGAAGGAUGCCUUCGAGAACGGCCUCAACACCGCCAAGGAGUACGUCGAGACCAAGGAGGGAGAGCUGCCCUCGCUGGUCGCCGGCUCCAACAUUGCCGGCUUCGUCAAGGUCGCCGACGCCAUGCGCGAGCAGGGAGACUGGUGGUAAAUCAGCCAGCUUUGCUGUUCUUGAUGUGAUGAUUUCUGGGGAGCAAAAAGAAAAGUUCCUUCUUCCUUUGUGUUAAUUCAUCCUGUGGGCUGGGCUGGAGUAUUCUGUUUUGCCACUUGUUUUUCUCAUGGCGGGUUUCUUCAGGGUUUAGCGGCGGUGCACAAUACCAAUUCAUGACUUUUUAC